Durotheca rogersii is the source of this 1251-nucleotide messenger RNA. RefSeq lists its product as uncharacterized. Bases 232 to 1149 code for a protein of 305 amino acids. Gene Ontology annotation, cellular component: preribosome, small subunit precursor; preribosome, large subunit precursor; nucleus. The transcript has 2 exons. NCBI's taxonomy places the organism in Eukaryota, Fungi, Ascomycota, Sordariomycetes, Xylariales, Xylariaceae. The record is from RefSeq and is a predicted model, not a curated record. Gene Ontology annotation, biological process: rRNA processing.
AAACAAUUCUUUUUAUAUUAUUUUUUUAUCUUGAGAAUCGUCGAAGCUGCUUCCCAUCCACUCCGAGCAGCCAUCGCGGCGCCAGUCGAUGCGAACACCCCGACACCAAUAUCCUACACGCUACAGUCUGAAACCCGCCGCGAAGACUUAUCACGCCCGCAUCUCCGAGACUGCGCGCGUGCGACGGCCCUGCUCGACAUCCCCUCCCUCAUCCUGCGCUCGCGUCUCGCAAUGGCGGCCGACGAGAGGAACAUGCCGUUCAUAAAGAACCUCGCGUCGAGCGACCGCAAGAUCCGGACCUCGGCGCUCUCGACCCUGCGCACCUUCCUGGCGGCGCCCGCGACGGCGGCGCGGCUCACCGAGCUCGACCACUUGAAGCUGUGGAAGGGACUGUUCUACAGCCUGUGGAUGUGCGACCGGCCGGUCCCGCAGCAGAGCCUGUGCGCGGAGCUGGCCGCGCUCGUCGGCGUCCUGCCCACCGCCGCCGCCGGUAACGCGCCCGACGACGACGACGCCGUCGCCGUCGCCGUCGCCCCCUUCCUCCGCGCCUUCUGGGCCACGCUCGCCCGCGAGUGGACCGCCAUCGACGUCCUGCGCAUGGAGAAGUUCCUGCUGCUCGUGCGGCGCGUGCUCGGCGCGAGCCUCGCCUGGGCCGCUGAUCCGCUGCCUCCGCCACCUCCAGCCAAGAGCCGCCGCAAGCAGCAGCAGCAGCCGCGGCCGCGGCCGCGGCCCUGGGCCGGCCCCCGCGCCGCCGCCACGCUCCGGCUCCUCGCCGAGUGGCCCCUCGACGCCGCCGGCGACCUCGCGCGCGUCCCCGUCGGCCUGCGCCUGCACGUCCUCGACAUUUGGGUCGACGAGGUGGAGCGGCUCGGGCUGCUGCACCCCGCCGCCCGCCAAGACGAUGAUACCGACGCCGACGCCGACGCCGACGACGACGACGGGAGGGCCGAGUUCGUCGACGGCCUGCGGCGCCUCGUCGAGGUCCACACCCGCUCCGCGUGCAAGCCCGUGCGCCGCCGCGCCCAGGACUCGCUCGCCGACGACCGGCUGCCGUGGAACAGGCGAGAAGCCCGCGACGGCGACGUAGGCAUGGUCGAGGCCGGCGAGGCGAGCAAUGGCGGGGAGAGUUGGGACGGGUUUGAGGAUUAAGCGGCGCUAAUGGGUCGAUGGAGGGGACGUUCUUGAAUUGCCACGUCGAGUCUUUUGAUGUUUUAUCAGCCACAGGUGUCUGGCGUUGGGAUGGGUGGAUAG